Messenger RNA from Chelonus insularis, 2625 nucleotides. It is a transcript of the gene PPP1R15, whose product is annotated as protein PFC0760c-like. Gene Ontology annotation, molecular function: protein phosphatase regulator activity. The coding region runs from base 333 to 1997 and encodes 554 amino acids. Gene Ontology annotation, biological process: response to endoplasmic reticulum stress. The record is from RefSeq and is a predicted model, not a curated record. The transcript is spliced from 3 exons. NCBI's taxonomy places the organism in Eukaryota, Metazoa, Arthropoda, Insecta, Hymenoptera, Braconidae. Gene Ontology annotation, cellular component: endoplasmic reticulum; protein phosphatase type 1 complex.
GCCACUCCAAGCCACACUUCAUUUAUUUACGAGUUAAAAAUGGCUGCUUAAAAGUGAUCUCUGAUAAAUUGUUAAAAAAAUGUGUUAUUUAACGAUGGAAUCUCCAAAAAUUAUUGUGCGUAAUAAUCUAGAACAAGACAUUAUCAAAGUGCGACCUGUUUUGAACUGUGAAAUUGGAAGAAAGCGAAAAGAUUUACCUUCCACAAAGAUCAACAACUGGCGUCAUAAUUGUCACGUUUGUAAAAGUUGGCCUUGUCGUAAUGACAUUUAAAAAAGGAGCUACAAGAAGAAUUUGUAGAAAUUUUUUAAUCUGUUGAUUCAAUUUAUUGAGCAUGGAAAAUUCUCCAAGGAGAUCUCUACCACUGAACGUUUCUGACUUGUUUUUCGGAGCAUUUUAUCCGCCCGUAUCCAAUUUUGUACACACAGGUCAGAAAAUAUCGACCCAAAAUAGGAAAACUUCAUCUAAGAGUGCAUCAUCCGAUAUGAAUCACUCAGAAAAAAUGGAUAGCUCUAUUGAAGACAGCGCUACUGAACAAGCCAGCAAGAGCACAUUCUUUCAGGGUAUAGUUGGUGUUUUCGAUUCAAUUACCAAUAUGGUCUCUAAAAUAUCGAAUUAUACCAAUAUAUUAAGUAAUACGUUAUCUGUAACGGUUGUACCUAAUGACGAUAUAGUCUCUUCCGAAUUCCUUCUACAAAAUUUGACGGUAAAUAAUCAAGAUUUGUCAUCAAGUAAAGAUAAUUUGGCUAAGAUGUUUGGAAACACGACGAAUAAAAGUAUGUGUGACGUCAACAAUCAUGUUACACAAGUUUUUACAACACACCAAUUCAAAAAUCUUAACCUUGUAAAUACAGACAAUACUAUAUCAAGCGAAAGGAUAGAUUUUAUACAUGAUGAAGAACAUUAUAAAAAUUUAAUUAAGGAAAAAAAUGAUUUAGAAUUGGCAAUUGAAGAGAGUUUAAAACACAUGAAAAAUUAUAAUUCAUAUGAUGAAACGGAUUCAAACUUUUCUAAUCUGGGUAAAAAUCAUUUGAACGUAUUAACAAAUAACGACAAAAUGUUAAUGAAUUCAGAAAAUAUUAUAUCUGAAAACAAGUCUGAUACAGAACAGUGGAUAGAACUUGAUAAUCUAGUCGAUGAAGACAAAGAUGAGAAAGUAUUUUCAAAAAAGCCAAGAUCAUUGAAAAUGAGAAAAAAGUCUAAUAUUGCUGCUCGCUAUCGGGGUAAAGGCCGCAAUAGAAUUCAACUUAGAAAGUCCGGAGUGAGCCAAUUGAAGCACAGAAAAGAGCGGAUAAAGCAAAAUAUUUAUUCAAAUAUUCAAGAAGAUCUGAAUGUAUGGGAAAAAGAACAAAAUGAUUCAUCCGAAGAACAAUCCAGUAUUAUUUCGUCAUCAACUGAUGAUGAGAACCAGAAUAAUGAUGAUUAUGUAUGUGAUAUGAAGAUAGAGUAUCCUACCCUGAUUGAAUCAUUUAGAUUAGGAGAUUCAUUAUCGAUCAAUGAUAAAGAAGAGGAGAAAUCCUUGGAGAAUCUAACACAUUCUUGUGAUGAAUCUGAUUCAACUUUUAGUAGCGAUUCUCGGCGUUUAUCUCAAUGCUCCGUUGAAUCUGAUGAUAGCUGUUUUAUCGUAUUUGAAGAUGAAUCUGCAGACGAAGAUGAUGAUGAAUCAACAGACGAAGAAGACAGUAAAUCAACAGAUUACAGCGAUGAUGAUUCUACAGACUCAGACUCAGACUCAGACAAUCAAGAUGAAGUUGAUGGAGGAUUAAAACCUGGCCUACAGGUUCGUUUUAAUCUAAAGCCGACUAUUCAUACUAUAAUCAAGUGGGACUACGCAUAUCGUGCAGCAAGAAAAGGACCUUGGGAAGAAUUCGCACGGGACCGGGAAAGAUUUUGGGGUAGAAUACGUGGUAUGGGUAAAAUCAUUGAGCCUAUUUUGAAAAAAGAACAUAGAGAUUGUAUAUGGGAAAAUCGAUUUGCCAUUAAAGAUGAAUCAAUGUAAAUUUUAAAUCAAGAUGUAAUAUUAUAGGAGGAGAACGCAAAAGACUUCAACUCGCAUAAUUAAUGAAAUUCAUAACUAUCGAAUAAUUUUUUAAAACCAAAUGAUUUUUAAAAAAACGAAUAGUAUAUUAAAAGAUUCUAAAAAAAAUUCGAAUAUCAAUUAGAAUAAUUAUAUAACUAAUUUAUUGUUACUGCAUUUUAUCAAAAAGUUAAUAUUGAAAAGAUUUUAUAUUAAUGUUGUGUUCAUUAGCAUUAUUUAUUGUUAAUAUAAUUUUUUUUCAAUUUUUAACUGAUAUAGUGCAAUAACUAUUGAAUUCUCAUUUAUUUGAGUUAUUUGUCAUUUUAAAAACUAAUUUGAGAAACCAACUACCAAUUGAUCUGAUUUUACUCAAUGUUAUUUCAUCUCGAUCAGUCUUCUACUGAGAUUCAAUCUGAAAGCUCGACAAAAAAGAAUAUGGUGAACAUGAAUAUUUAUAUCGAAUUUGAAUUAAAUUUCUCUUAGUAAAUUUCGCAAUCGAUAAAAGUAAAUUUAUUUAUAUUAUUAUAGUAUUAGAUUGAUUUAUCAAAACAUAAGUUUUAAGUAAUUACAACAUAAAUUAUACUAUUUAUUAGGCUAUAACAAUGCAAAA